AUGCCUGAAACCAGAGACCCAUUCCCUUUUCCAAGAUUUGAAAACGAUGAUGGUUUCAGAGGUCGGAAAAAGGACACGCAGGGCCGUCAGUAUCUCAAACCAACUCAUUUAGCUCAACUGGAGGAUCCAUGGAAUCGACUCAAUGCAGCAGUAACUGUGUCAAGUGCAAACAAAGGAAUUUACCUCUAUAAUCCCAAGGCACCUAGAGACAGUCUGGAUCUUCAUCUUAAUACUGUUUAUAAUCAUUCAGAAGAUUUUUUGAAACAUAAGAAUGAGGCACUUCUUCAAAAAGCAACCUGUGAUCCUCAGAGAUUCAUUAGUGGGAUGUGA
This is a messenger RNA of Carcharodon carcharias (great white shark), 330 nucleotides long. RefSeq names its product chromosome 9 C1orf194 homolog (gene cfap276). The transcript is spliced from 4 exons. The record is from RefSeq and is a predicted model, not a curated record. Lineage: Eukaryota; Metazoa; Chordata; Chondrichthyes; Lamniformes; Lamnidae. The coding region runs from base 1 to 330 and encodes 109 amino acids.